Eucalyptus grandis is the source of this 800-nucleotide messenger RNA. RefSeq names its product probable bifunctional riboflavin biosynthesis protein RIBA 1, chloroplastic. Gene Ontology annotation, cellular component: chloroplast. The record is from RefSeq and is a predicted model, not a curated record. Gene Ontology annotation, biological process: riboflavin biosynthetic process. Lineage: Eukaryota; Viridiplantae; Streptophyta; Magnoliopsida; Myrtales; Myrtaceae. Gene Ontology annotation, molecular function: GTP cyclohydrolase II activity; 3,4-dihydroxy-2-butanone-4-phosphate synthase activity. Bases 237 to 800 code for a protein of 187 amino acids. The transcript has 4 exons.
UAUUUUCCCAUGGAAGUACUGGGAGGGGGGAGUCCUGAAAGAGCUGGGCAUACAGAGACUUCUGUUGACCUCGCUGUGUUAUCUGGAUUGGAACCUGUGGCAGAUCUUUGUGAGGUACCGCCGAAAAAAAAAGAUAAAUUAGCUGAACACAUUGCUGCUGCCAGAUUACCAACAAUGUGGGGUCAUUCACAGCCCAUUGCUAUAGAUCGUUGGUAGACGGAAUUGAGCACAUUGCAAUGGUCAUGGGUGACAUUGGAGAUGGUCAAGAUGUCCUUGUGAGGGUGCACUCGGAAUGCCUCACAGGAGACAUUUUUGGAUCUGCUAGAUGCGACUGUGGCAACCAGCUUGCACUCGCGAUGCAGAAGAUAGAAGCGGCUGGUAGGGGCGUGGUGGCGUACCUCCGAGGGCAUGAAGGAAGAGGCAUAGGUUUGGGGCACAAACUACGUGCCUAUAACCUGCAGGACGAUGGGCGUGACACUGUGGAAGCAAAUGUGGAGCUUGGAUUGCCCGUUGACUCUAGAGAGUACGGAUUGAUGUUGCAUGACUUGGGAGUCAGGACAAUGAAGCUGAUGACGAACAACCCGUCAAAGUUUGUGGGGCUUCAAGGUUAUGGCUUGACUAUUUCUGGGAGAGUCCCUCUGGUAACUCCAAUAACAGAGGAGAACAAGAGAUACCUGGAGACGAAACGCUCCAAGAUGGGGCACAUCUAUGGUUCGGAAGUCAAAGCCCGCUUCAGCAAUCUCAUAGAAAAAAGCAAGCCGAGCAGUGAUGUUUCUUCUGAUCUGGCUGUGUCUGACUAA